UCGAACUUCAAUAGCUUCAAUAAGCCGCUCGUAGUGCAUGAAGUGUAUAUAAACACGAACGCUAGCGUUGCAGCCUUGCAGGCGUUUGUCUUUUCACAGCUGCUUCGUUAGGUCUCCCUCCAGGCCCUUUGGGUUCAGCUCCCCUGUCGGCUCCUUCUUGGAUCCUGCCAUAGCCGCCUCGGCUAUCUCUGAGCCAUCCUCACGAUUCCUCAGCGGCCAAACGGCUAGAAAACAUGGCAGACCUCCCGGCUUUCUCCUCCUCUUCGAGUCCGAAAUCAAGUCCGAAAUCUAUCUCCCGCUGGGGCUUCAAAGGGCUAGCAUAUCUGUUUCUCUCACUAGCGGUACUAGCCGUAAGCUUUGUGUUCUUUGUCCAUGGUGGAUCGUCUUGUGGCCAAUCGGUGCGUCGGACGCCGAAGGAGGGAGCGGCUAGUAUGGAGAACGAGGAGACGAUGGAUUCUUGGCUUUCCCCGACACAAAAACCGGCUGCCAGAUUUGCCCUCGAAGAGCGGAGACUUUCGCUUUCUAGAAUUCAUGUCUCAAUUCUAGAGAGUUCGACGGUCAAUCUAGUGGGUGAUGUGCUUGAGAAAUCUCCCUGUCUUGGGUGCACUAUACCCUCUCUCGUUCUCUCUCUCGAUGACAGAACUUUGUACUUCUCGCAGAAGACAGGUUCAAAUACAAGCGUAGUUCGAAAAGCUCUUCUAGUACAUCCCUCCUCCUCCUCCUCCUCCUCCUCCUCCUCGUCUUCGAAGUCGGCAGGGAGGUCUUAUCAGGUGUCAGAUCUGACAAGAUUGACAGGAGAAGGGUGUUCCUGUACUGCUCUGGAGAUCCUCGGCGAAGUAGAUGGGGUGUCCAUUCUGCUGGCGAUCAUCAACGGCAGCGAUGGAGUUUGGCAAAUCGACGGUACGGACGGGAGGAGAUCUGAGUUCAUCACAGUCACGGAUAUCACCACCUCUCCCUCCUUCGGAUUGGUAAUGCAUCCGAUCGAACCGUUUGUCUUCGCUGCUGUCUCUUCGUCUCGCAUUUUGAAGCUCUCUCUCCUCGAAGAGCCUCAGUCUGUGGACUCUGUUGAGCUCUCAGAGGAGGAGGAGAGCUCCCUGCUCACAGGUGGUCCCCACAGGGGGGGGGGGGUCCAUGCUUCUUCCUCCUGGAUCGGCUCCGACUCGCCCGCCUUGCGCUUCAAUCAACCGCGGAUAAACCCCGGUUCGAUCUCAUCUGACGGCUCUUUCCUCUACAUCGCCGACACGCAAAACGCAGCCGUGAGGCGCAUCAAUACCCACACAGGCGACGCUGACACACUCGCGCUCACUUCCUUAGCCGCCACGUGGCACGCUCCCUACCUUCCCUUCUCUACAGCAAUCACCUCUGAUGACUGCAAUCUAUUCGUUGCAGGGCACCUGCUUGGCAAUAAGAAGAUAAUCCUCACACUGAUAUCCUUCCAUGCUCCCAACGGAAGGGUCGUGCUGAACAAAACGCUGGCGAUCGUCGACAGCCCCUCCUCGUCUGCUGUCGUUGUUAACCCCACAGAGACAGCAAGCAGCAAUCAUCACACAAGUGGUGUCUUGGAGGAAGCACUUCGUUUGGUACUUAGCCGAAUGGACACACAUCUGUACCUGAGCACUGGCAAUGGCCAGAUACUUGAGUUCGAGGUCAAUCGAAGCGCGCUCGCCAGAGGCAAGGUGCACGACCCAAGCCACCCCCCUACCUUCCGUCGCUUCCUUGCGGGUACACCUCCCGCUAAAUCGAGCGCAUCAGCUCAGGCGCCUAAGGCCGACGUCACCCCCGCUGCUCACCCGUCUAAGGCCUCCCAUCUGACUUCUCCCUCACCCUCUCUCACGUCGUCCUCUUCUGCUUCUCCCGUUGUUUCUCCUAACGCAAGCCAGACUGUGAACAGCACGCCCGCCCCUCCCUCUUCUCCCUCCUCCUCCUCCCCAGACUCCUCUCUCCCACCCUCUUCUUCUUCUCCUGCAGUUGUGUCCUCUGGAGCAAGCCAAACGGUGGACGACAGUUUGCCUUCCGUUAACGGCGUAGCCAGCUUUCCUCCUCCGUUUGCGACCGUUUCUUCCUCGUCGUCUCCGUCCCCCGUCCCUUCCAUCUCUUCUGAUCCUAGCCCUCCAGUCGUCGUCAUUGUCAUUGUAGUUAUCUCGGCAGUGGUCGUCGCUUUGCUCUUGUUACUUUGCCUAUUUUGUCGUCGGAGGCCAAGUGGUCCUUGUUCCUGUUUCCAGCCAGCACCACCGCGUCAUCCGCCCCAUCGCAUUCUCUGUCCUUGUUUUCCCUGCCCUCUUCCCCCUUUGCCAAUCGCUCCUCCACCAUCUCCUCGACGAUCUCCUCAACGACCUCCUGGCGGGGACUUUCGUAAGCGAAUCAAUCCCGACGAACGACAUUUGCCUCAGUCCAAGACGUUGGAUUGGGCGUCCAGGUUGCGGGUAGUGCAGCAGAUAGCUCAGCAGUUGAUGCGUUUGCACCACUCCAACCCACCACUUGCGCACCGGUAUGUCAGGGACCGGAGUAUCCUCGUGGAGGGGAGCGGAGACCAGUUGCGUGCGCGCCUUUUGGAUCCCCCAAGUCAAAACCCCGAGCUGUUGCUUGCCCAGGACGGUUAUCUCCCUCCGGAGUGCCUGAGAGCAGCGGAUUUGACAGUGCAGAGCGAUAUCUAUGCCUUCGGGGUGGUGUUGUUUCAAAUAGUCUGCGGAAGGAAGCCGAUGGUCGACCCCGCUGCGGAGCCCGAAUUGCCCUUUGGCCCCUUUCAGAUGCCUGAGCAGGCUAUUCGCCACAAGAGGGGACCCCUUACUCUUAUUCAGUUUUGUAGGGGGUUUAUUGACAACGAGGCAUUUGCGUUUCAGCUGCUGUACGAAAUGGUAGACCCCCGGCUGACACUGCGAAGGGAUCCAUCCGCGGAGUUCGAGAUGAUGGCCGUGGCUCAUCUGGCCAAAGAAUGCACGCAGGAUUGGACAGAGGAUCGUCCAAACGAUCGAGAACGUUGCAUGGAAGUCGUCUAUCGCAAGCUGAGAGGGGACUUCGUGCCAAGGGCUGCGGAUGCACCCCCGGCACAGCAGCAGCAGCCAGCUGCACGAGCAUGGGCGUUGGUUCGGGACCAUCUCGUCCUGCCUUGGGGAUCUCGAUAGUUGAUUCGAUCGGCAGUAAUAUGCUAUCGAAUCUACGGCAGUAGAGUGCCCCCGAGU
Molecule: messenger RNA, 3179 nt
Organism: Chara braunii
Lineage: Eukaryota; Viridiplantae; Streptophyta; Charophyceae; Charales; Characeae
Source: the annotation of a GenBank genome assembly